CGUUGGGCGAGCAAGAUGUUGAUGCGGCCGACGAGCACGCCCUCGGUGGAUGGACCAGUUGUGCUUUGGCGCGGCUGGCUGCGCAAGCUCGGGCGCUUCAGCAAACGCUGGCAGCGUCGGUACUUUGUGUUUGUAAAGGGCACGGACGCCAAGGAGCUGCGCUACUACGACUCGUCCACGGCGACCCACCCGGAAGGUGUCAUGUCCCUCGCCGACGCGACAGGCGUCUGCUACUUGGACGCUGUGCAGGCACGGUCAUCGUCGCCUGGCGAGGCCUCGUCGUCCGACCACAAGUUUGCCAUCUUGACGGCCGAGAACGUAUGGCUCUUGGGCUUCAACGACCACGACGUUGAGUCGGCGCAAGAGGACGGUUUGGCGCUUCUCGGGGCGCUCUCAGCCUUCUAUCCGCUUGUCGACGUGUUGCAUGCCGGGUAUCUCUCCAAGCGGCGCGAGCGCACGGUGCAGAGUCCCAAGAGUAUCAUUGCCUACUGGAAGCGACACUUUUUUGUCUACUUGGCGUCCGGGGACCUGCUCUACUUCAACGACGACAGUCUCUCGACGCUUCAAGGACGCGUCGAUGUCAAGCAUGCGCCGACUGUGCGCGUCACGGGCGAGCAGCAGUCGCUUCUUCGCGCCAAGAAGGAAGCCGGCUUUUUCAAACUCACCAAGGCGCGCGCGUUGGAACACGGUAGCUGCCUCAUUUGGAUCGCGACGCCGCCGUCCAAAAUGUUUGUGCUGCAAGUUUACGACGAGAAGGAUCGAGUCGCGGGUGUGUCGGCGAGUGCCAAGAAAUGGCUGUCGCUGCUCUUGCAAGGCCACGCCGAAACCAAGUACGUGCAGCUCGAGCAGUGCUUUACGUCCAACAACUACGACCAAACGACCGAGGUGGUCUCGGCGCUGCGCGUCGGCAUCCCAGACGAGCUCCGGGGUGCGCUCUGGAAGGGCUUCUCGGGCGCGUACGACGCCCACGCAUCCGCCACCGCGCGGUCGCCGAUCAACGCCUACACGAACAGAGCCACGAACGCGGUGAUCGAAGCCAUGGUGCUCGACCGGCUCCAGGCGCUGUCAGUUCAUGGCGCCAAGCACCCGACCCGUCGAGGCAGCGACACGGACGACGACGUGCCGACAAGCGACCGCGGUGGCAAAAAGCCGUCGGCGUAUCCCAGCGACGCGGUCGUGCCCGAGUGGGAACUCGCAAGUCGCCGCCGCCUCCUCGUCGCACUGGCUCGCUACAAACCGUACUGCCACCCGUGUCCAUGGCGGGUCACGUGCCUCCUCUUGGCGUAUCUCGACGAAGAGAGUGCGUUCUGGGUCGUCAAUAGCGUGAUCGACCACAUCUUGCCGGGGUACUUUCACGGGUAUCGGCCAGCGCUCCUUGUCGACGGAGCGGUGUUUCGAGCGCUAUUGCACGACCAAGCGCCGUCGCUCUGCUAUCAUUUGGAGACGCUUUGCUUUCCGCUCGAUGCACUCGUCCAGCGCUGGUUCGUCUCGGUGUUUACCGCCACACAGCUCCCUCUCUCGACGGUGCUUCGUAUUUGGGACCUCGUCUUUGCCCAAGGCCUGCGCAUUCUGUUUGGCAUUGGUGUCGCGCUGCUUCUCAAGACCGAGCACCACCUCUUUGGCGCAGCGAACGUGUCGGAGGUGUGGGCGGCGCUGCAUGCGUCCGAGCGGAGCACGGUCGACGCCGAUGGGCUCUUUGCUCACGUCUUCAAGGACGAUCUGCACAUGCCAUGGCUCACGGACGAGUUGCUGGCGCGGCUACGACAGCACGAGCGCUCAACGCUCUUGGCGUCGAUUGCGAGUCGGAUUGCCAGCUGCCAUGCCAAGCUGAGCGUGUUGAACCGCGCCCAAGAAACGUACCAGUCGCUGCUCCAAGCCGUCGACAUCUACGACGAGCUGGGCAACCAGGAGGUCAUGGGCACUCUUCGUCGCCAGCUCGGUGACGCGGACGCGAGUGCCAUGGAGUUGGCGGUCGAGUUCAAAGAGUACCAAGCGCGGUGGGUCGCCUUGUCCAGCCAGGUGGCUGCGUGUCCGCUGGGGCUCCACGGCCACGCAUCGGACGUCCAGAGCUGGCUCGCGCAAGUCAAAGAAGGCAAGAUCUCGGGGGCCGGGACCGACGCCGCCGCCAACCAAGCAUUCGCGUGUCUCUUUCCGUCGGCCGCGCCGCUGCCCGACCCGUUUGAGCUCUCGAUCGACACGAUGGCAGAGCGCUUCUUGCUCGGGCUUGUCAUGGUCGCCAAGAGCGCGUGCGCGGCGCGACUGCAUUUUUUGGCCGCGCGCCAAGUCGCAUGGUGGCAUCGCGGGCAGUGGCUUGCGACCGUUUGCGUCGAGAAGAAGGCGUUGGUCUCGGACGCCAGCGGUGGCCUCGAGCCAAAAGACUAUGGCGUCGCUGAAGGUCAAUUCCUCGAGCGCGCCGAGCGUCUCCAAAUGUGCCUGCAGCAUUUUGCGACUGCCGACGGCGGACCGCUCCAAGCAACGGCCGAGGUCAUGGCAGGGGACCUCAAGGAGAGCUUUUUGCGGGUCGAGUGUGCGAUUCGAGGCCCGGCCUGGCUUCCGUAGUCUUUUCUUCCUUCUUCAUUCAGUCAAUGUACACAGAUGCUGAUGUCUUUGCUC
Messenger RNA from Saprolegnia diclina VS20, 2613 nucleotides. RefSeq lists its product as hypothetical. NCBI's taxonomy places the organism in Eukaryota, Oomycota, Saprolegniomycetes, Saprolegniales, Saprolegniaceae. The record is from RefSeq and is a predicted model, not a curated record. The coding region runs from base 16 to 2559 and encodes 847 amino acids. The transcript has 17 exons.